GAAAUCCAAUUAGUGGGUUGUCAGAACCAGACCUAUAGAGGUGGAUUGUACGUUUAAAACUGUUUUCAACUUUUAAGAAGUUUUAACUGUAUCUGUUCUCUCUUGAAGCAUGAUCGCAACAAAAUUGGUUGCUGGAAACUGGCAACUCGUUAAAAACAAGGAUAUUCCAUCACAAAGAGACAGCUUGGACUGUGGAGUGUUCAUGCUGAUGUAUGCACUAUACAUUACUUUUGAGUGGCCAUUUGAUUUCAGCCAGGUGAGAGCCUUGAAUUUAUUACAGAAAUUAGUCGAUGACUCUUUCAGUUUGCCUCAGUUUUUGAUGGUUUAUUUUGUUCUUCUUUCCUUAGACAGACAUGCCUUACAUUCGCGAGUGCUGGCUGAACCUAGUAUUAAAGUGCAUGAGCCACAAAAGGGAAGCCUCAAGCCUCAAGGAGCAUCAAGUGGACUACAUGUAUGGUUGUUCCAAGGACCAUGGGAUUAUUGUGGUAUAAUGUCUGAGUCACUAGCAAUUGUACAGUUUUGAAAUUUUAACUCUCAGCAUACUUGUGUUUGUAUUCCUUGUACAGGGAGUAUGUGGUUUUUAUACAAUCUUAACUUCACCUGUGUCCUGAUCACCCUGUUAUUUACUUCACAAUGAAA
Molecule: messenger RNA, 639 nt
Organism: Onychostoma macrolepis
Lineage: Eukaryota; Metazoa; Chordata; Actinopteri; Cypriniformes; Cyprinidae
Exons: 4
Coding region: 110-523 (137 amino acids)
Biological process (GO): proteolysis
Molecular function (GO): cysteine-type peptidase activity
Source: RefSeq, a predicted model, not a curated record